Chenopodium quinoa (quinoa) is the source of this 1277-nucleotide messenger RNA. Its product is annotated as proteasome subunit alpha type-4-like. Gene Ontology annotation, biological process: ubiquitin-dependent protein catabolic process. NCBI's taxonomy places the organism in Eukaryota, Viridiplantae, Streptophyta, Magnoliopsida, Caryophyllales, Amaranthaceae. The coding region runs from base 143 to 895 and encodes 250 amino acids. The record is from RefSeq and is a predicted model, not a curated record. Gene Ontology annotation, cellular component: nucleus; proteasome core complex; proteasome core complex, alpha-subunit complex. The transcript is spliced from 2 exons.
UUAAAAAAAGGGUACCCUCUUGUUCAAGAAACGAAGACAAACCAAUUAACCAGUGUUUUUUAGCACAGAGUAUCUAGUUAUUCAAGUAGAAGCAUAAACACACAAAAGAAAUUUGAAGUACUAAUCUCCCAAUAUUUGAAUCAUGUCUCGGAGAUACGAUAGUCGGACUACCAUUUUCUCGCCCGAGGGUCGGCUUUACCAAGUCGAGUAUGCCAUGGAGGCAAUUGGGAAUGCAGGAAGUGCCAUAGGUAUUUUGGCUAAUGAUGGGGUUGUUUUGGUUGGUGAGAAGAAGGUCACUUCUAAGCUUCUUCAGACCUCCACUACUACUGAGAAGAUGUAUAAGGUUGAUGAUCAUGUAGCUUGUGCUGUUGCUGGUAUCAUGUCUGAUGCUAACAUUCUGAUAAACACAGCUCGAGUCCAAGCACAACGUUACACUUUUUUGUACCAAGAACCAAUGCCUGUUGAGCAGUUGGUCCAAUCUCUGUGUGAUACCAAGCAAGGUUACACACAGUUUGGUGGGCUUCGGCCUUUUGGUGUUUCCUUUCUCUUUGCUGGAUGGGACAAGAAUUAUGGUUUCCAGCUUUAUAUGAGUGAUCCAAGUGGAAAUUAUGGUGGGUGGAAAGCUACUGCAAUAGGAGCUAACAAUCAAGCUGCACAGUCUAUGCUUAAGCAGGACUACAAGGAUGAUAUCAGCCGCGAAGAUGCUAUUCAGCUUGCAUUGAAGGUCCUCAGCAAGACGAUGGACAGCACAAGUCUGACCUCGGAGAAGCUUGAAUUGGCUGAAGUUUAUCGUCUGCCUUCUGGAAAAGUCAAGUACCAGGUACACUCUCCAGAAUCCUUGACCAAAUUGUUGGCUAAAUCUGGACUUACUCAAGCUGCCACAGAAACCUCUUGAGUCAAUGUACUUCAAGUGUCAUUCAUGUCAUUAAGAUCCUUGCUUUGUCAGAUACUAUAAUGUAGCCUUUAUUAUAUAUGACUUUGUUAUAAAUCUGUCUUUGUUGAACUUUGAUCUAGAAUGAAAAAAGCACACUCUGCAUCUGCUAGCUAUUGCCUUAUGUUGUAAUUCUUGGAGCAAUUGGUCAUUGUUAUUCCUUGCACCACUAAUAUUGAUCAAACUAGGUGACGAGGGCUCUGAAAGGUUUUCAGUUUACUUAUGUUGCUUACUAUGUUUUUCCAUGAGCAAUCGUUUGUAGCUAUUAUUGAGCAUUGUUAAUUAUCAUAUGAUGCCCUUGUGUUGAACUUUAAGAUGAAAGGAUUACCAAGAUCUGUUUCUUCCA